This is a messenger RNA of Cydia amplana, 2063 nucleotides long. RefSeq names its product zinc finger protein Elbow (gene elB). Lineage: Eukaryota; Metazoa; Arthropoda; Insecta; Lepidoptera; Tortricidae. The record is from RefSeq and is a predicted model, not a curated record. Bases 174 to 1421 code for a protein of 415 amino acids. Gene Ontology annotation, cellular component: nucleus. The transcript has 2 exons. Gene Ontology annotation, biological process: negative regulation of DNA-templated transcription.
GGCGCGGCGACGAGUGACAAGGUGUCAGGGAAGGGGGGGCCAAGCGCUCAGUCCGCUGCCGACCGCCGAACGAAACGCACGUGUUUAAUGUGAACGGAUAUGACGGAUUAGUGGAGUGAAGUGCUGUGUGUGAUUAAUCUUUUAAGCUGGAUACUAACGGAUUGUGGGGCAACAUGCUCACGUCAAGCAAUCAGUAUUUACGGCCGGAUUAUCUGUCGCCUUUACCUACUACGCUCGACGCGAAAAAGAGCCCGCUGGCGCUCCUCGCGCAAACCUGCAGCGCCAUCGGCGCGGACACGCCGAACCCCAAGCUUAUCUCCGCUGCGGAAAAAGCCAGCAAGAAAUAUGAAGACAAACCGCAUAUGGAUAGCAAGCCCAGCUUCAAGCCUUACGAGUCGUGCCUCACUGCGAGAGAAAAGACUAGAACGCCGGAGGACAGAGCGUCAUCCGUAAAUGCUCACUCUAAGACGCCUUCCUCCAAAGGUAGCGCGUCAACAACCCCUGUGCAAGCGCGCUGCGGGAGCAACCAGAGUUCAUCCUCUCAGAGAACCUCGCCGCCCGUUAAUCACAAAACGCCGUCAGAAAAAUCAGACGAACGGUCGAGUCCUCUACAUGGCUCUCCGAACCCAACCAAAUCGGACUCUGCUAGUAAUUCAUCCACAUCCAAGUUACCCUUCACGCCAACCAGUCUAUCGUCCAGUGCUGACACCAAAGAACCUUCAUGCUUCAAACCGAGCGUACCUGUCACAUCAUCAGCUUUUCUAGGAGGCUUGCCACACACAGGCUUUCCUUUACACAUGGAUUUAAUGACGAGCAGUCUUAUGGCAGCGCAGCAUCAUGCACUGAAAAACGGGUUGAACCCGUAUCUAGCUUACGCGAGAAUGAAAGCGCCAGGAGGAGAUCUUGGAGUGUGCAGAGAUCCAUAUUGCACGGGUUGUUCGUUGAGUUCGCACUUGCUCAAGUCUGCGGUAUGCCCGGCUGGGUGCACGCAAUGCGACCACGCGAAGACUCCGUUCCCGUUACCGACUAGUCACCCCGCGGCUGCGGCCUAUGCGCACGCUCAGCUGGCUGCUUUGGCGGCUGCAUCUCAGCUGCCUUUUGUCUGUAGCUGGAUGGCCGGAGAUUCCGCUUAUUGUGGGAAGCGGUUCUCGACGUCCGAGGAGCUACUGCAGCAUUUACGUUCGCAUACUGCCAGCGGAGAAUCGAGUCCAAGCCUGUCGAUGCUCAGCGCGACGCACCCAUUGCUGCAGCGGACGUACCCGACUCCGCCGCUGUCACCGCUCACGCCGCGAUUCCACCCGUACAGCAAGCCGUCGCACCUGGUGUCGUCGCCGCCGCUGUUCUCGCUGCCCCCGCAUCCAUCGCUGGCCGCCUACUUCCCGUCGUACCCGCUGUUCGGGCCGCGGCCGCUGCACCCGUGAGGUGCGGCGGCGCUCCAACACAAGAAAGGGGGCGCCGACCGCUAACGCCCAAGCCAAAAGGACAUUCGCAACCGAGGAUCGUGUAAAUAUAUCGUAGUGUUCCGAGGUUCUAGUCGGCUCAUAUCAUCGACGAAGCCCGCGAGGGCCGCGCAGCUGUGAUCUCUACUCGUAAUGUAUGUUAUAGUGCACUGAUUAUUGUGAGAGCUCAUCUGUAAAUCAUGCUGUACAUAUUCGGGCAUACCUAUUAGUUUAAUGCUCGACGCUAGUGCUUUAGAUAGUGGUUCAGUGUUAUUGCAAAACGUCAUGGAUUGCCCUGGAGCAUUUUGGUCAGGUAUGCCCUAUGUAUGGCCAAUUUAAGCUUUGAAUCGCGCAAGCGUUUAUUUUCUAGUUAGACUAACAAAAUUUUUAUGUACCAAAUCUAUAGAUGUAAUUUAAAUAGUUUUUUUUUCAAUAAGUUGUUGCAAAUUAGAAUUGUUAAUUUGUGUUUGUAUUAUUAAAUCUGUUCUUGUUAAAAAUGCACAAACGAAUCCCUGUCUAAUUUCGUAAUGAAACAGGUAAUCGUUCGGGUAUUUUGAAUACAAGAGUAUGUAUCCAUUAGACAUUUAAUCAGAUCCUUCGACACAAAGGACGGUUUGCGGCAAA